Messenger RNA from Centropristis striata (black sea bass), 3949 nucleotides. It is a transcript of the gene calcrl2, whose product is annotated as calcitonin receptor-like 2. The transcript has 13 exons. Gene Ontology annotation, biological process: angiogenesis; adenylate cyclase-activating G protein-coupled receptor signaling pathway; cell surface receptor signaling pathway. Gene Ontology annotation, cellular component: plasma membrane. The record is from RefSeq and is a predicted model, not a curated record. Gene Ontology annotation, molecular function: calcitonin gene-related peptide receptor activity; calcitonin receptor activity; adrenomedullin receptor activity. Lineage: Eukaryota; Metazoa; Chordata; Actinopteri; Perciformes; Serranidae. Bases 35 to 1591 code for a protein of 518 amino acids.
GGCAUGAGAGCUUCUCUGGUCGGAUCAUGCGAGCAUGGGAAUAUUUGGAGGAAAAGACAGUUUGACAGCUGACUCAAAGAAAAGAAACAUGUGGAGGACGCUAACACUCUCACUGAUUGUAGCGCUGGCAUUGGGCACAGAGGUGUCCCAGUCUGAGGAUGUGGGCUCCAUAAUGUCUAUGGAGGAUGUGGAGGACGAGCCGAAUGAGAACCUGAGCGACAUCUCCAGCGUACUGGGAACGUCCCGACGGCAGAUCCUGGCUGCUCAGUUUGAGUGCUACCUGAAGAUAAUCCAUGACCCUCCACGUACAGAGGAAGGUGAUUACUGUAACCGUACGUGGGACGGCUGGCUGUGUUGGGGGGACUCCACUCCAGGGACGGUCAUGCAGAUGUGUCCUGGAUACUUUGUGGACUUUGACCCUGCUGAGAAAGUUAGCAAGGUGUGUAAUCCUGAUGGCCAGUGGUUCCACCACCCAGACAGCAACAGAGUCUGGACCAACUACACUCAGUGUCAGGCCCACACCAAAGACAAACUCAAGGUUGCCUUCAGUCUGUACUACUUGGCCAUGGUGGGUCACGGCCUCUCCAUCGUCUCCCUCAUCAUCUGUCUCAUCAUCUUCUCCUACUUCAAGAGUCUUAGCUGCCAGAGAAUCUCCCUCCACAAGAACAUGUUCCUCUCCUUCAUCUUGAACUCCAUUGUUACUAUAAUGUGGCUCUCACUCAACGUGGGCAACAACCAGGCAAUAAACGCCAGCGACCCCGUGAGCUGUAAGGUCCUGGCUGUGCUGACUCAGUACACGGCUACUUCCAACUACUUCUGGAUGCUGUGUGAAGGAAUCUACCUCCACACGCUCAUCAUCGUGGCCGUCUUUGUCGGGGAGCAGCAGCUCUUCUGGUACUACGUCCUGGGAUGGGGUUUUCCCAUCAUUCCUGCAAUCACAUAUGCUGUGGCUCGGGGGCUCUUCUUUAACGACAAGUGUUGGAUCAGUUCACACACAAACCUGCUUUAUAUCAUUCAUGGGCCCAUUCAAGCUGCAUUAAUUGUGAACCUGUUCUUCCUGCUGAACAUCGUGCGGGUCCUGAUCACCAAGCUGAGAGAGACCCACUGUGCCGAGUCCACGGCCUACAUGAAGGCGGUGAGGGCCACCCUGAUCCUGAUCCCCCUGCUGGGGGUCCAGUACAUCCUGUUCCCAUGGAGACCAGAGGGACGCAUCAGCAGACCCAUCUACGACUUCUUCAUCAACAUCUUCAGCCACUUCCAGGGGCUCCUAGUGGCAGUUAUCUUCUGUUUCUGCAACGCUGAGGCUCAGGCAGCUCUGAGGAGGAAGUGGGCUCAGUGGAAGUCAGCGUGGGGUAAAACGGGCUGGGGCACCACGCCCACCACCAACAACCACUUCAACUACCACAACAACUCCUCCAUCACUGAAACCAGCCGCGCCACCAUCAGCCUGGAGCGCCCUCCUGCUGCUGCACCGCCUGAACACAGCGAGAACAGCCACUUCCUGUGUGAGGUGCAGCAGAAAAGCAACGGACAGCAGAAGACGUGCAGCAACGGGGAGGUGGAGAACAAGCUGGAGACCACCGACAUCUGACUGGCAACACACACACACACACACACACACACACACACACACACACUAGACGUGGAAAGGCAGACGACUACAGUGUACAGUGUACAAAACAUCUGACACACAUUUUUAUAGUAACAGCUCCAGUUUUUGGAGUUUUUCAUAAGGUAUCAUGGUGUCAUCCUGUAAUCCUGGUAUACAAUGUUUUUUGCGUACAUGUGUUCUGUUGCUGGGAUAAAGUCCACUUUUCAGUUUUUCCCCCUAGUUUUUAUAAAGUAUAUCCCAUUUUCAUAUCACAAAUGCAGCUGUUUGUGUCACCUGUUGCCUUCUGAAGCCUCUGAAUGUUUAUUUUAAGUGUUCAACAUGCUUAUUUCUAGAUUUAAUAAUCUUAAUUUAAGAAAUCUUGUCAAGUGAAAUUAUCUGUCCAUGCAGCAAGAUCAUUUCCCUCAGAUUUAGUGUUUUUAUCUUAGGCGGGAUCCACUCACCACACUUCAGCACCUUUGUGUUGAACAGCUCCGCUUGCUGUUUCAUGGAGGGGGGACUCCUGUUUUUGUUUGGCCAUGGUGCCAACCAGGCUAUAUAAUACAACUGUCUGUCUAUAUAAUUAUUAAGUUACAAGUAAAUUUGCAAAGAAGCACAGCUGGAGACGGCUAACAAAGUUAGAGACAAGAGAGACAAUAAAAGUGCAAACUGCGCAAAAAAUGUGCUUAACUGUGUUAAGCUAGCGUUGCUUUAUUUCAACCGAGCUAGCAAGCUAAUACAAAUGAAACGCCUUCACACAAAACGGCAUCUAAAAAGAGAGAUUGGGACUCCUCCUCCUCUUUUCUUCUCUUUCGAUACUGAGCACCAGAGAGCUUUGAAGGCCGUUUCAUCUUGCAAGAUUUAUCAAAACAUAACGUGUCACUUGACAUGACCAGACCUCUGUGACAGCGGUCUGACCGUCUAAAGGGGGGCAAGGCAAUGAACACACGUCACGUGACUCAGCACCACAAGUGAGAAAAAUGUCACUGUUUAUCUGUUCCUUUAUUUUGUUAACCCUUUAUCGGGCGAAGAACUAUAUUUGGUAACUUCAGGUAAUAUUUCAAGAAAAAAGUUGCAAAUUUACUAGAUUAAAGUGGCAAAUCGACAAGAAAAAAAGCAGCAAAUCUGCGCGAAAAAGUCCCAGAUUUACAAGAAAAAAAGUGGGAAAAAGCAACUUUUUUCUUGCAGAUUCACCACUUUAAAUCUCAUAAAUAUGCACAUUUUUUUCUGAUAGAUUUGCCACUUUAAUCUCGUCAACUUUUUUCUCAAAAUAUUACCCCCCUCCCCGGGUCUGUAUGUUUUUUUUAUACAUUCUGGCUAUAUGUAAUAUCCUCCAAUAUUCUCUAGGGUUGAAAUUUGGAAUUUGCAAGUAUUUAAAUGAGUGCCCUAUAAAGGGUUAAUAUUUAUUAUUUUCAAGACAGAACACGAAGGGAGGGCGACAAUGAGAAUCACAUUUUUUUUCUUUUUUCUUCACCUAUGUCGCCUAUGCCUAGAGCCGGUUAUUGAAAGGUGAAUUAACACACAAAAAAGUCCCUACAUUAUCGCUGUAAAAUAACUGUUGAAUUUACUUUUAUAGCAAGCAAACACCUCAUCUGAACAUGGAAUGUAUACUAUUAAAAAGGGCUUCUGACUUUCCCAGUUCAUAUUAUAGCUCAUAUGUUAAAAAUGAAGCAGUAUACAGUCGAUCUGUGACUUUACUGUAACAGUAUAACAUGCUGGCUACAUGGCAGCUAAACAUGCAUGUAAAGAAAAUGUGUAGCUAAUUUUGAGCCUCAUCUGAUUCAAAGUGAUUUAUUUCCUGGAAUUCAAUUAUGUGCUGAACAUUAUUAAUGUUCCAGCUAUCUCUGCAGGGCUCUGAGAGCAGCAGAAUUACUGCUGCAGAGAUAAUGGAGCUGCUCACUUACUCACUCCAUUAAAAUCAAAGGGGUUUUCAGGGUUUUUUGGUCAAAAUAAAAAACAAAAACCACAGACAAACAAGGCACUAUGGUGUGUGGAAAAUCUGUGUAUCCUCCGUUCUAUCCAUAUCUGCUUGGAAAUCAAAACACGGAUAACAAAAAGUGACCUGUUUUUUUUUCAAUAAUCAACCUUUUAUUUACAUUAUACAUGAUACAAAAGUCCCACGUUUCUCUUUUUUUAAACACAAUGCAUGACCAGGAUAUCAAGUAUGAGAAUAAGGGCCCGAAUGUUGAUUUUGAAAAUGUACAUUUUGCAAUUUAGUGGUCAUGUGGUCUGGAUUCUAUGACCCCGAGGUUCCUGGGAAUGACUUAAAAAACGAUUUUUCCUCUAAUUUCAGAUUACAAUAAAAAGAAAAGCGUCCAUAAUCAAAGACUCAUUCCACUUUAGGUGGACAGUGGACAUCUA